GUGCCCCAAGUGAACUCAUUCAUUCUUUCAAGUGGAAAGGUUCAGUUCAGGGCUUGUCCGAUACACGUGAUGACUAUCAAUCGCGUCAUCAAGAGGAUGGCAGUUUAUGACAUACUGCAGAAUAAAAACAUUUCACUCCCAGCCUUUGACCAAUCUUCCUAUCGCAUAACUCUCUCGCAAGCUAGCAUUCUCUAAGCACCCGCAAUGGAUUCCAGAUCACCGGGCCACCACCACCUCGAGAACCUACUUGAGGGAAUAGACAAGCCUCAAAUAUUGUGCACGGUGUCUUCUAGAACUUCAAGCCUGGGGCAAUGUAGAUUCAUAUAUCGAGACGGAUAUGAAACUGCGCUUUAAAGUUCAACGCGAAACCAACCUGCAAGCCGAGUAUGAGAAUCUCCACUACCAACUAGACAGAGUACCCGACUCAGCAGGCAUCAUUGUGAGCAAGAUGCUAAAUUACGAAAAGAAACUUGACGCGCUUCCCCAGGAGGUCUGGGACUUGGAAAGAAUUCAUAGCACUCUGACUCUCCACCUAGGCGGGACCAUGAAGCAUGCACUAUUUGCGCAGCUGCACAACAUAACCUGGCAUCUUUCUACGUGGCCUGUAAUGGAGUGCGCUGGUGUGGUAGGUUGUUGUGCGCGUGGCUGUUGCACGACGCCGAGAAGUGAGAGCCGUCCAAAUCAUGCCGGACAUUGUACAUUGGCUUGUCUGUAUUGUGAACAGGGGAGAGGGUUGGAACUUAUUAUCUCCUUGGAGGGGUGCGGUCCGAGCUGGCUCAGGUUCCAUCUCGGGGAGACAGAUUGGAAUAGCUAUGAAAAGGACAUUGAGAAAGUUGAUGGUGUCCUUUGAAUAGCGUUUCUUGUACCCGAAAGUCAUGGCUGUAUGCUGUUGUUUCACGUAAGUGUACACCACACUCUAUAUUAAUUGGGGUAGCGGGAUGUUGUACGUUAAAUCCUCCAUAUUUAUCUUCCCGCCCGGGCGGCCUCCUUCUUCAACCCGGGCUAGAGAUCUCCUAGAGCAGGUCUUGCUGAGAUCGAGAUCCGUCCUGUAUUUAAUAAGUUGUGCAGGCUCGUCCAAUCAUAGAGACUUAGGGUCGACUAAGAAUCAAAACAGAAGUAGUUUUCUGUCUCCUGUUUGCUUUUGUGGGUACAUUCAUAUUGAA
Molecule: messenger RNA, 1163 nt
Organism: Aspergillus alliaceus
Lineage: Eukaryota; Fungi; Ascomycota; Eurotiomycetes; Eurotiales; Aspergillaceae
Exons: 1
Coding region: 338-850 (170 amino acids)
Source: RefSeq, a predicted model, not a curated record